This is a messenger RNA of Gekko japonicus, 2242 nucleotides long. RefSeq names its product GDP dissociation inhibitor 2 (gene GDI2). The coding region runs from base 1 to 1344 and encodes 447 amino acids. The transcript is spliced from 11 exons. Gene Ontology annotation, cellular component: cytoplasm. Gene Ontology annotation, molecular function: Rab GDP-dissociation inhibitor activity. Gene Ontology annotation, biological process: vesicle-mediated transport; small GTPase-mediated signal transduction; protein transport. NCBI's taxonomy places the organism in Eukaryota, Metazoa, Chordata, Lepidosauria, Squamata, Gekkonidae. The record is from RefSeq and is a predicted model, not a curated record.
AUGCACACCCCUAAACGGCACAAGCGUCUUCACCAUGUGAAAGAAUGCAUCCUCUCUGGCAUCAUGUCGGUGAACGGAAAGAAGGUCCUUCACAUGGAUCGCAAUGCGUACUACGGAGGGGAAAGCGCCUCUAUCACCCCCCUGGAAGAUCUGUACAAACGGUUCAAUCUACCGGGAUCUCCGACGGAGUCGAUGGGCCGAGGAAGAGACUGGAACGUGGACCUGAUUCCCAAAUUCCUGAUGGCGAACGGCCAGCUGGUGAAGAUGUUGCUGUAUACCGAAGUGACCCGCUACUUGGACUUCAAAGUGAUCGAAGGCAGCUUUGUCUACAAGGGGGGGAAGAUCUACAAAGUUCCCUCGACCGAGGUGGAAGCCCUGGCCUCCAGUCUGAUGGGCUUGUUCGAGAAACGGCGCUUUCGUAAGUUCCUGGUCUACAUCGCCAACUUUGACGAGAACGACGCCCGCACCUUUGAAGGGGUUGAUCCCAAGAAGACCACCAUGAGGGACGUGUACAAGAAGUUUGACCUGGGCCAGGACGUGAUUGACUUCACCGGCCACGCUCUUGCGCUGUACAGGACUGACGACUACCUAGACCAGCCCUGCCAAGAAACCAUCAACCGGAUCAAACUGUACAGCGAGUCCCUGGCUCGAUAUGGCAAAAGCCCCUACCUGUAUCCGCUCUAUGGCCUGGGGGAGCUGCCCCAGGGCUUUGCCAGGUUAAGUGCCAUCUAUGGCGGCACCUACAUGCUGAACAAGCCGAUCGAGGAGAUUGUUAUAGAAAACGGCCGAGUGGUUGGAGUGAAUUCUGAAGGGGAGAUCGCUCGCUGCAAGCAGCUCAUCUGCGACCCCAGCUACGUCCCCGACAAAGUAAAAAAAGUUGGCAAAGUCAUCCGGGUCAUCUGCAUCCUGAACCACCCGAUCAAGACCACCAACGACGCCAACUCGUGCCAGAUCAUCAUUCCCCAGAACCAGGUCAACAGGAAGUCCGACAUCUACGUCUGCAUGAUCUCUUCCGCACACAAUGUGGCAGCGCAAGGGAAGUACAUCGCCAUUGUGAGCACUACGGUGGAGACGAAUGACCCGGAGAAGGAGAUCAAGCCCGCCUUGGAGCUCCUGGAGCCUGUUGAGCAGAAGUUUGUUAGCGUCUGUGACCUGUUUGCACCAACUGACCUGGGCAAAGAGAGCCAGAUCUUCAUUUCCCGCACCUAUGACGCAACCACCCACUUUGAGACGACGUGCGACGACAUCAAAGAUAUUUACAAGCGGAUGAUGGGCGUAGACUUUGACUUCGAAGAGAUGAAGCGGAAGAAGAACGACAUCUACGGCGAGGAGGAGACGCAGUAGCGAGGGUGGCGGAGUCUCAAUCCGAGCUCUCGAUCGGCCCGGCGGGGUGUGCGCACAGAGGAACUGAAGCGAGCACCGUCUGAAAAUUCGAUAUUGUAAGGCCUGCUUUUUGUAAUCCUGUCUCAAGAGACUGAAAGGGAAAAAAAAGUCCUUCACUGGCAAAAAUGCUCCCCCCCCCCCCCCCCGGAUGUAAUCACGUGUCGAUUCUUUAAAACGAGGCGGCUGUGUCAAAAUCUGGCCCGAUACUGACACGCUUUGAUUUAACGGUCCCUAACGUUGGUGAAAGAUCAGCACCCGUUUAAACGCCUCUCGCUGAUCUCGGGUCAUGGAUGACUCGAACGCCUGCGUCGCCUUCCGUAACCCUUUCUCCCCUUUCAGUCUCUGCUUCUGUCCAAGCGGCGGCGGCCACCCCCCCCCCCCCCCAACCAUGGGUGCGUGGAACCCGUGAACAGCCUCCAGCUGGGGGGGGGGCCUUCAUCCCAAGCAGCCUUUUCCCAUCUGGUCUUAACUUCAUGGCAAGCUGUUAUUAUGGCCAAAGUCCACAGCAACUGUAGCCCCAUGGCAGGAUUUCCCCCCCCCCAGCACACUCCUCCCUUUCCCUGUCCUCCCCCCCCCCCACUAAAAGCUUCUCGAACCCGUUUACAUCUGUUGGGACACGGCCUCUCUUUUGUGUUUCAAAAAGCGAUACUAAUAAAUCGGUGCAAGAGCAAAACACCUCCAAAGCAGGCCAGCGGUGUAUGUCUGUGUUUGCAAGGUUUCCCCUCCCCCUUUCCACCCCCCUCCCCCUGUACCACGUGCGGCUUCUCAGGUGGACCAAACUGGACCGCAGUAUUGAUUUGACGGAGCCCGGCCGCCUGUCCGGGAAAGGCUCCAGAUGACUUCUGUACUGCCAAGUAAA